CUGCCUCAAUACACACACAUUCACAAGCAUGGCUCACGUAGGCAGGACGCAUUUCCUCCGAGCGGGUUUACGUUCAGGAAUAUGGACAUGCCAGCGGGGCAUGACCAGUUCCCCCAUUCCAUCAAUGCCUCCAUGUGACUUUCAGCCAGACACUUACAAGGGUAUGGAGAUGUCGAAGGUUAAACAGGUGCGUAGUGAGAACCUUAAUCCGGCUUUGUUCACCUAUUAUAAGAAGCCCCUUCUAGUUCACCAGGGACACAUGCAGUGGCUGUAUGACGUGGAUGGUACCCGCUACCUUGACCUUUUUGGAGGCAUUGUUACUGUCAGUGUCGGCCAUUGUCAUCCGACCGUGAGGAAGAGAGCUGAGGAACAAAUGGGGAAAUUGUGGCACACAACAAAUAUCUACCUCCACUCCACCAUUCAUGAGUAUGCUGAGAAACUCACCUCGACAUUACCAGGCAAUCUGAAAGUGUGUUAUUUCACAAACAGCGGUUCUGAAGCUAAUGAUAUGGCUGUUCUCAUGUCUCGAAUGUACACAGGGAAUUAUGAUGUCUUAUCUCUAAGAAACUGCUACCACGGUGCUAGCCCCUAUCUGAUGGGACUCACAGCCCUGAACACUUGGCGUUAUAAUGUACCCUCGGGAUUUGGCAUGCAUCAGACAAUGAACCCUGAUCCUUAUCGUGGACCCUGGGGAGGGGCACGUUGUCGGGAUUCCCCUUGUCAGGUCCAAAGGUCAUGUGACUGUGCUGAAGGUCAAUGUGAGGCUGGUGACCGCUACGUGGAACAGCUGGAGGAUGUCCUCAGAUUCUCUAUGCCCAAAGGCAGAGUUGGAGCUUUCUUUGCAGAAUCAAUUCAGGGAGUUGGAGGGACAGUCCAGUUUCCUAAAAAUUUCUUGAAGCGAGCUUUUGAUAGAGUACGAGAACAUGGAGGUCUGUGCAUAUCUGAUGAGGUUCAGACUGGCUUUGGACGGACAGGAACUCACUACUGGGGAUUUCAGGGGCAUGAUGUUGUACCGGACAUUGUUACUAUGGCUAAGGGUAUGGGUAAUGGUUUCCCACUGGCUGCAGUGGUAACUACCCCGGAGGUCGCUAGCUGUAUGGGCAGAGCUCUUCACUUCAAUACAUAUGGCGGUAACCCUCUCUCCUGUGCAGUCGGCUCCUCUGUGCUUGAUGUAAUUGAAAAUGAAGGGAUCCAAAACAAUGCCCACGUUAUUGGAACAUAUUUCCUACAAGAACUUGAAAAGUUACGCGACGAGUUUGAGAUUGUGGGAGAUGUUCGGGGGAAAGGACUUAUGAUUGGCGUGGAGUUGGUACAGGACAAGGCAACAAAAACACCACUACCUGUGGAGGAUGUCAACAGUGUAUGGGAAGACAUGAAAGACAUGGGUGUCCUGAUCGGCAAAGGAGGAGUAUAUUCUACGGUGCUGAGAAUCAAGCCACCGAUGUGCCUUACAAUGGAGGAUGCUCAAUUUUCCAUAGCUGUGUUUCGCCGAGCACUGGAGAACUAUUCCGCUAAGUGAAAAGUUCCUUGGUGCACCCAAAAAUGAUACUUUUAAUUUGGCAGCAUUUCCGUUUCCCUGCUCUGCAGAAACCUCAGUUUUGCAAAAUUAAAAGUUUUGCAUAGCAAUUAAAAAUUAUACCGCAAAAUUAAGAGCUCUUCUGAAACGUGGAGCAUUAACCUGCAAGUCAGUUUUGUAGAGAAAUGGAAAAUUUUGCUGCAGUUGAGUUCAGUUAAGCACUGGCAAAUCAAAAUGCCAAGUUGGUAGUUUGAAAUGUGUGUUGCCUACUCUACUUAUUGGUUUGUUGGACAUAUUUUAUAUAAGAUGUUUACAGAAGCUAAUCAUAUUUUACUUACAAAUUUCUGUAAAAGAGACAUCAUUAGGAGAGAUUGGUAAACAUUUGAAGAUACUGGUAAAUCAGUAUUUUACGUAUCUUUUUCAGUUGAACUUGUUUGCUUUUAACACAUGUAUUUACAAAAAAAUUAUCAAUAAGCAAAUUGAAUGAAGAGUGAAACCUGGCUUCACCAAUUCUGUAUAGUGUCCAGUCAAUAGUUCGGAUGUGACAGUGUGUCGGUAAAGGUCAGUGUCAGCAAUUAUAGGUCAGAUGUUACUGAAUGUUUUUAAAGUCACAGUUUGGUAAACUCAGGUUUCACUGUAAGCAAGCAUGAAAAUGUUUUAACUCUAAAUUCAACACUACAUUUAAAAAAAAAUGAUCUUGAACUUGUAAAACAAACUUGUGUAGACAUCUUUUAAUAAAUACAUAACCAUUGUUUGGCUCAAAAAAGACUUGAGCAAGGCUACUUUGAACUUAUAUUUCAUGAACAUUCAGUAACUUCAGUUUGUCCAAAGUAAAAUUCAUUGAGUUAAAAAAAAAACGAUCUCAAUAGAGGACAUUUUCUUUAAACACUAUCCUAAGCUAUUAUUUUUAGACUUGAGGAAUAUCCUUUAGUAAGCAAUUAUUUGUGAAACAAAGUUAGUGUAUGUUAGAUACAUUGUAUUUAGUCAGAAUUUUAAUUCACUUAGUCAUUUAUUAAACAGUUGCUCAAUUAAGGUGCCAUGGUUGUUAAUUAUUGUUAUCAAUUCAUAAUAGUUGUGACUGCUGUCCACUUGUUGUGAGUUGUAUAGGUCAUGUGACCUCCAGUCAGAUUUCAGGGAUCAGUACUAUUGAUAUUUUAAGUCUUUAUCGUACCUGGUUGUAAUCUUCAGUUUUUAUUAAAAUAAUUCUAGUUUCCUCAUAUAGUUGGCUUUUAUGAUUGUUCACAAUUACAUAGGAAUAUAUAUUGUAUACAUAUAAAUAUCAUAUCAUUACUGUUAUUUUAAUAUGCAUACGAAACAAGCUUCAGUGUUAUAGGUUAUACUUAAGUGCACUGAAAGUUGAGCAUUUCCCAAUUUUUUAAAUAGAUUAGCACGUUGAGGAAUUUGUGCACAGAUGUUUUUCUAUAGAGAAUGUAUAUGAACUGUACAUUUAGCCCAAUCAUAUUUAGCACAAUGCUUCUAGCAUGAAAAUUGUAUGUGUGUGAAAUAUGUAUGUUACCCAAGCUGUGUGCUUCAACUUGCCACAUUAUUAAUGCGCCGGUUAGCAGUUUAUGAGACGGUAAUUCUCAACUACUGUUGGUAAUGUUAUAUAGUGACAAUGUCAUAGAGUGGUAAAUGUAGCUAUAUACAAUAUAUAUGAUUGAUACAUUUGUAUUGUUAUACCGGUAUACUUGCCUGACACACAACUGUCGGUGUCCCUCUUUUGAAAUCUGUACAUUAAAUCUGUAUACCUGGAGUAUUAUUGCUUACUUAUACAUGUGCUUUAAUGUUUAUCUAAUAAAAUAUACAGUCAUUAACCUGAAA
Pecten maximus is the source of this 3337-nucleotide messenger RNA. RefSeq names its product alanine--glyoxylate aminotransferase 2, mitochondrial-like. The record is from RefSeq and is a predicted model, not a curated record. Gene Ontology annotation, cellular component: mitochondrion. The coding region runs from base 29 to 1519 and encodes 496 amino acids. Lineage: Eukaryota; Metazoa; Mollusca; Bivalvia; Pectinida; Pectinidae. Gene Ontology annotation, biological process: glyoxylate catabolic process. The transcript has 14 exons. Gene Ontology annotation, molecular function: L-alanine:glyoxylate transaminase activity; pyridoxal phosphate binding.